AGGUUUUAUCGGGACUAAAGUCUAAACUGCUGCCACGUUCAGUGCUGUACCAAAGCUUGAUGAGGUAGUGUAGUGUCUCUAAAGCUGGAUAUACUUCGGUUGAAUAACGUGCAGGAAAGUUUUCUAAGCCUUUAAGUAUAAAGAACAUUUCUGUGAUUUAGAUUGCGAUACACGUUAAAGAUCUAAAGCUGCUAAUGAUGGAGCUGCGAGUGUUCACGGUGGACGCGUUCACAAGUGUGCCGUUCUGUGGCAACCCGGCUGCUGUCGUACCACUGGAUGCGCCUCUUCCUGAAGAUCUCUUGCAAAAAAUUGCGACGGAGUUUAACUUAUCGGAGACCGCGUACCUGACACCGCUGCCCGAAGCGGGUACGUGUGGUGAUCGCGUCUGGUCAACAUGCGGCAAAUUUGGGCUGCGAUGGUUCACCCCUCUGAACGAGGUGCCGCUGUGUGGUCAUGCAACGCUCGCUGCUGCUCAUGCUCUGAUUUCGUGUCUAGGAAACUCUUGCUCCAAGUUCGAGUUUGAAACGUUGAGCGGGACGUUGGUGGCCAGGAAGGACAGUGAGACUCAAAAGAUCACUCUAGACUUCCCCAACUACGAGCCCGUGCCACUGAGUGACCACCACGCAGACCUGGCGACUCUAGUGAAGCUAGUGGAGGAACAGCUGCCUGUACAGGACGUCAGGGUGUCGCUCACAGCCAGGAAACUUAUCGUCAGGAUUAAAGAUUCAUGCACCAG
Hyalella azteca is the source of this 736-nucleotide messenger RNA. RefSeq names its product phenazine biosynthesis-like domain-containing protein 1. The record is from RefSeq and is a predicted model, not a curated record. The annotation marks the transcript as partial. Gene Ontology annotation, biological process: biosynthetic process. Gene Ontology annotation, cellular component: cytoplasm. Lineage: Eukaryota; Metazoa; Arthropoda; Malacostraca; Amphipoda; Hyalellidae. The transcript has 3 exons. Gene Ontology annotation, molecular function: isomerase activity.